AACAACUCGAAAGUCCGUCUCGCAGACCCACUCGCUGUGGUGUUUUUUUGCAUUGUCUGUUUCCUCUAAAGUUAUAAAUUCGUCAUAGCAAAUUGUUCAUAGCAAGCUGAGAGACGCCUGCACGCCAUCGCGACUCCGUUUACAGCAAUGCAGUUGUGUGGGGAUACUUCAGUUUACUUCGUCUUGAGCCGGAGGACUAGAGCGUGGUAACAGCGCGCAAUAGCAGAGAUCUGAAGCCAAGAAGUGCCUUGCGCUGGGGAAAACGACUCUUCGCGAAUGUCUGUAUAGAAAGGAGUAGUCUGUAACCGUUAUCCACCUUUCAGGGUUUUUAUAUGGAAUAACAAUACUCUUCUCUUUAUGGACAUUUAAUUAUGCUCAUGCAUAACUUACGAGAACGGAUUUUCAGGAUCCGUGAGCAUGGAGUGCACGUUAUGUCUGAAAUGAUAUGAAAACCCCGGGACUUUACUUGCCUCUUUCUUUGGAAUACUCUGGCUUUCAUUUGGGUAACACAAUGGCAACAUUUUGGACUGUACUUCAACUGAAGUUAUCGUGAUUCUUCUUUGGGACACUCAAGUUCACUAAUAUAUUAGCGAUAGAUGACAUUGUCCUUCGGGGUGCAACAACAACAACUCGUGUGGAACAUUAAAACAGGGAUUUUACCUCGUUGUAUCUGAGGAAAUUCUGAACACCUAACGUCCCCGUUUACGACAAAAUUGGGCUAUUUUCAUGACUUAAGUGUAUUUUACGGAGAAACGAUGACGCUUUCGUCCGGUAAGCUGACUUUCCUUUGCCUGUUGCUGGCGUGCGGAGCGGCGCUCAGCUCCGUCAUCAGCUCGCUGGACCCGGAGCAAACGGGGGAGGGUCGCUGCCAGAAGAUUGCCAUCCCCAUGUGCAAGGACAUCGGCUACAACCUGACGGUCAUGCCCAACCUGAUGGGGCACGAAGACCAAAACGAGGCGGCCCUCCAGCUCCAGGAGUUCGCUCCUCUCAUCCAGGUGGGCUGUCACAGCCACCUGCGCUUCUUCCUGUGCUCCCUGUACGCGCCCAUGUGCUCGGAGAAGGUGUCCAUGCCCAUCCCGUCGUGCCGCGUGAUGUGCGAGCAGGCGCAGCAGAAGUGCUCGCCCAUCCUGGAGAAGUUCAACUUCCACUGGCCGGACUCGCUGGACUGCUCGCGGCUGCCCACCAAGAACGACCCCAACCACCUGUGCAUGGAGGCCCCCAACAACGGCUCCGACGAGCUGUCCGACUUCCAGCCCAAGAGGACCAGCAGCGCGGCGGGUGGAGGAGCAGGAGGAGGAUCAGGAGGAGGCGCGGGAGGAGGAGGAGGCGCGGCGGGCGGCGUAGGUGGCGGCGGCGGCGGAGGAGGAGUGACAGGUAGCGGUCGCAAAGACGGGGUCAACAAAGACGACGCCGGCCGCGACGCGUCGACGUGCGGCGGAGGCGACCCGCGCAAGUUCCACUACGUCCAGAAGAGCGGCGCCUGCGCUCCCCGCUGCUCGCCGCGCGUGGACGUCUACUGGAGCCGCACGGACAAGCGCUUCGCCGCCGGCUGGAUGGCCGCCUGGUCCGUCCUCUGCUUCGCCUCGUCCGCCUUCACCGUGCUCACCUUCCUCGUGGACCCGCAGCGCUUCCGCUACCCCGAGCGGCCCAUCAUCUUCCUCUCCAUGUCCUACUGCGUCUACUCGCUGGGCUACCUCGUGCGCCUGUCCGUGGGCUCGGACAGCGUGGCCUGCGACAGCGACGCCGGCGUCCCGUACAUCAUCCAGGAGGGCCUGGAGAGCACCGGCUGCACCGUGGUCUUCCUCGUCCUCUACUACUUCGGCAUGGCCAGCUCCAUCUGGUGGGUCAUCCUCACGCUCACCUGGUUCCUGGCGGCCGGCAAGAAGUGGGGCCACGAGGCCAUCGAGGCGCACAGCUCCUACUUCCACCUGGCGGCGUGGGCCGUGCCGGCGCUCAAGACCAUCCUCAUCCUCACCAUGCGGAAGGUGGCGGGCGACGAGCUGACGGGCCUGUGCUACGUGGGCAGCCUGGACGCCGAGGCGCUCACGGCCUUCGUGCUGGCGCCGCUGGCGUGCUACCUGGCGGCGGGCACCUGCUUCCUGCUCUCGGGCUUCGUGGCGCUCUUCCACAUCCGGCGGGUGAUGCGCACGGGCGGCGAGAACACGCACAAGCUGGAGCGGCUGAUGGUGCGCAUCGGCGUCUUCUCCGUGCUCUACACCGUGCCCGCCACCUGCGUCAUCGCCUGCUACUUCUACGAGCGCCUCAACAUGGCGCACUGGCGCGCGCUGGCCGUGGAGCAGAGGUGCCUGGACGGGAGCGGAGGCUCGUCGGCGUCGUCGGCGUCGGCGGCGUCGGCGUCUUCGUCGUCGUCGGCGGGGACGUCGGAGGCGGAAGGCGGCCGAGGGGGCGUGGCGUCGGGCGAGGAGGGUGGCGAGUGCCUGCUGAGGAGCUCCAUACCCGCCGUGGAGAUCUUCAUGGUCAAGGUGUUCAUGCAGCUGGCCGUGGGCAUCACCAGCGGCAUGUGGGUGUGGACGUCCAAGACGCUGCAGUCCUGGCAGGGCCUGUUCGGCCGCAAGCUGCGCAAGCGAACGCGCCGCAAGGCCGCCUGCGUCUUCACCGGCGCCGGGGGACGCUACCUCAAGCCCCCGCCGGCCGCCGCCGGACUCAAGGGCCACCACGCCGGGAAGUACGAGGCGCCCGGGGCUGGACCCACGGCCACCUGCGUCUGACCCACACACACACACACACACACACACACCCACACGCGCACACACACUCUGCAAGCUCUUGCCUCUAAUCAGUUUCCUGAGCAACUUUGGGGCCCUCUGAGGAAACACAUAUUGUUUCAUAUUUAUUGUGUUUUUUUAUUUUCCUUCCUAUGACCACUCACACUAAACAAAAGGACUGACUGGGAAACUGACUCUUAUGUAUCUCUGCGAUGCCUAGAAGGCUGUUUAAAGCAGUCUCACUGCUUACCCCAUUGACCUUAAUCCAGUCACAGAACUGAUGGAUUUCAGCAGAGACACAUAAAGGAAGACACUGAAAUCUAAAGGGUGACAAAGGUGAACCAGUCUGACUGGGUGAUGUUUUUUGGGAAAUACCGUUCCACUGAGUGAAGAGAGGAACUGUUUAGCACUGCACACAUAUUUUAGAUAUGAUGGACUUCAGACGAUAUGGACCGAGGGGUCAUUAAGAUUGUAUCUUCUCUGUGCCGGAGAGCCCUGCGUGGACACAGGCGCGGAUACCUCUCUUACUUCAACAGGAAAUGGGGGACGUGGGACUAAGAUCACAGGGGUCCUUCGUUUGCGCAUGGACACCUACCUGCCUGUGGCCAAAGUGAACGCGGACUGUAAGCAAAAUCAAAAAAAGCACUAGAUUUGACAAAACAAAAGAGACGAGAGGGGCCAUGUUGGAUGUUUUCGUUUUAGUUUUGGAGGUUUUUUUGUACAGUGAAUCCUUUCGCUCCUUUGACCCUCGCCUACCCCUGUUUCUGGCUCUUUUUAGCACAAACACAUUGUAUAUAUUUCUAAAAAAAAGUUGAUAUUUUAUAAGAAUAAAUAAAGCUUUCUAGUUUUGAAA
Molecule: messenger RNA, 3579 nt
Organism: Sardina pilchardus (European sardine)
Lineage: Eukaryota; Metazoa; Chordata; Actinopteri; Clupeiformes; Clupeidae
Gene: fzd10
Product: frizzled class receptor 10
Exons: 1
Coding region: 756-2729 (657 amino acids)
Biological process (GO): canonical Wnt signaling pathway; non-canonical Wnt signaling pathway
Cellular component (GO): plasma membrane
Molecular function (GO): Wnt-protein binding; Wnt receptor activity
Source: RefSeq, a predicted model, not a curated record